This is a messenger RNA of Colletotrichum destructivum, 3667 nucleotides long. RefSeq names its product Putative RNA recognition motif domain, CID domain, RNA-binding domain superfamily. Lineage: Eukaryota; Fungi; Ascomycota; Sordariomycetes; Glomerellales; Glomerellaceae. The coding region runs from base 891 to 3257 and encodes 788 amino acids. The record is from RefSeq and is a predicted model, not a curated record. Gene Ontology annotation, molecular function: RNA binding. The transcript is spliced from 6 exons.
ACUACCACCUGCCAUCUGCCAUGCCCGAGGCUGUUUCUGGGAGGGGCCAGCAGCUGCUUCCAUGCACUGUCCAAAGAUGUCACGCCUCCCAUCCCGUCUCCACUUCUGAAAUUCUUCUUUUCCAACCACACAUCAUCACCACUCUCCCUCACUACCUUAACCUGUGUCUGGAACAACUGACAUACAUCCAGCGCGAGCCUGCAUUACCAUCCGCCCUAAGCCCAGGAUAAUUCAUUUCAUCGAGACUGCCAUCGUACUUUGAAGAGGAUCGUAAUCUCCUUCGAGGAUCGCACAGGUUCCAUCGUGGGUGAAGCCACACAAGAAGAAAAAAAGGAAAAAAGUAGUAGUCCUGGCGACGACUCCUGCCAUUUGAAAGAUCUCCUCUGUGACCUUGGACGACUCGUCAAAAGGCGUCGCGCGCUCUGUUCGUCCCAGUAGAGAGUCAUCCAAAAACCCAGACUCGAUUUAUUCGUACAUUUAGAGGUGUUGUUCUGCAACAUUCGGGAUUCUCCUGCCUGCGGUCCGUAAAACAAACCAAAUCGCAACAGCUGUUGAUCGAGGGAAAGAGCGACCGACCGAGCCGUACCUGUCUGUUGUUUCCUCCCCAUGGGACCGACUGUGGCACCUUCCUCGCGUUGACUCCUUCCUCUUUCUGGACCUCGCGUACCUCCCUUCCUCCUGCGCGACCAGUAAACCGCACCUCGCGCAGUCCUUCUUUUCCCCACAGGUCGCAAAGGUGAAAGCACUUCUCGCUUUCCUUGCUGCGCACCGUCUCGCCCCUCCUACCUUCUUCUCCCACUCGUACUUCGCAACAAAACACCAUCUGAAGAAAGCCACACCGCCAUCGCCAUCGCCAUCGCCAUUGCCGUAUUUGCGCCUCGGCCUGCAAGAUGGCUACUGCUGCCCCUGUCGUGGAGCUUGAAGCCGCUCUCAAGGCAAUCUCAGACUACAAGGCUCCUGGCGUUACAGGCACUCGCAUUGCUGCUAUGACCAGCAUCUGUGUUCAAAAUGUUCAGUAUGAGUCGGUCCUCAUUCAGAAGUUGUUCACCUACCUCAAGAUGGCAACCCCUCCCUACAAGCUUGGCAUUCUUUAUGUUGUCGACUCGGUGAUCCGCAAGUGGCGUGAACAGGCUCUGUUCCAUAAGCAGACAACCGACGAGAACGCUGCAGAUGGCACUUAUGGUGCUGGCGUGUACCGACUGACUACGCUUAUGCCUAGCCUCAUCAAUGAUGUGCUUCGAAUUUUGCCUGAUGGCUACCAGGACAAACUGAAUAAGUUGCUGGAGAUUUGGCACAAGGGCGGCACUUUCCCACCUGAGAUGAUAGAGUCAUUCCAGUACAAGCUGGAUAUUACGCUUGUUCCUGCUCCAGUCCUGUCCUACACGCCGGAGGGUAGCCCCCCUCCAGACCUGGUCGAGCGGAUGGGCUACAACAGACCAGUGGCUGCGCCCUCUGCCCCUGCCCAGAUGUCUGCGCCAGACGCCACCAAUAUCCUGGCCAAACUACAGAAGCUCGCGAAAGCCUCGCAAGAGCAGAGUCUGAACAGCAUCCAGAAUCAGACUCAUGGACGGCCUCAUGAUGGCGGCCACAACCAGACUUAUGGGCAGCCUCAGCAUGAAGGUCAGAAUCGCCACAACAGCCAGGGUCAUGAUAACGGCCAACCCCAUAAUCUUGCCCAGCCCCAGAUUCCUGUCCAGGCCCAGAGCAACUCGCAGGUCCCGUCUCCUCUGCAGGAGCUGCUCUCCAAAAUCUCGACUUUCGGCCAGUCGCAGCCGCAGCCGCAGCCGCAGCCGCAGCCGUCGGUCCCUUCCAUGAACUCUCAGCAGUCCUCUUACUCCAUGGCUCCCUUGUCUGGCGGCAUCUCUGCUGCGCUAGCUCCGGCUCCGGCUCCACUGCCCUUCCCCCAGCUCCAGCCUCAGCCUGGUGGCAUGCAGUUUCCGGGCCUUCCUCAGAUGUCUCAAAUGCCUCAGUUGCCGCAGAUCCCUCAAUGGCCGCAGAUGCCGCAGAUGCCGCAGAUGCCGCAGAUUCCCCAGACUACCCAGUCCCUCGCUGGUGUCCCUCCCACCGCAGUCGAUCAAAUGACGAUGUUUCAGACGCUUCUCAACCAGGGUAUCAGCGCUGAACACUUGGCCGCUAUGAUCGCCGCGGUCAACGGCGGUCAGAGCGGUGCUGCUCCCGUUGCGCCUCCUGUUUCUGUGGCCCCAACCGUGACUGCUGCGCAGAACUACUACACCUCGGGACAGGGAUAUGGCGGCUCUGCUCAGCUCUACGGCAACUCUGACCAGCAUCGGUACAAUGACCGCGCGCGAUCCCCGGACCGACUCCAGGGUCGCUCUCGUUCGAGAUCGCCCGGCCGCCACUGGGACCAGCGCGGAUCUUCGCGAGACCCCCGUGAGAAUGGCGCUGAUUAUGGUCGUCGCUCUCCCGACCGAGGCCGUCACAAUAGUAGAGACAGCCGCCGAGGCAGCGACUACCGUCAACGUAGUCCGCCUCCGAGCCGCGAUGGCGGCCGCAGCAACAGUUCUCGUCACGGUUCGAGCGAUAAGUGGAUCGACUAUGAUCAAUCUCUCCCUGAGGGCCAUAUCAAGGUUCUUAGCAGAACCCUCUUCGUCGGAGGUCUCAAUGGUAUGCCAGAGCGUCAGAUUCGCGAUAUCUUCAGCCGUUACGGCCAAGUUCAGACGGUCAUCAUUAACAAAGAGGGACGUCAUGCCUUCGUGAAGAUGACAAACCGCCCCGACGCUGCCCGUGCCAAGGCGGCCAUGGAGAAACUGGCUGAACAGCGAAGACGUGGUGGUACCCCGCCGCUCCGAGUCAGAUGGGGCGUGGGCUAUGGUCCUCGUGAUGCUUGCAACUAUGGCAAAGGCGUCAGUGUCAUCCUGAUCGAUGUGCUCACCGACGCAGACCGCAAGUGGAUGUUCACCGCUGAGUAUGGCGGCACUGGCGGCAAGCCCCUCACGUCGGGCAUGGUGGUCGAGGAGCCUGACAUCGAGAUUGGCGCUGGCGUAUCUUCCAAGGCCAUCAGCAAGCACAUGAAGACGGACAAGAGCGGUAACAACGGUCCUCGUUCUACCCGUAGCGGACGCGAUGCCAGCCGUGAUGACCCUGGCCACUGGCAAAGUGGCCGCAAAGAUGCCAAAGUCUCUGGAGCCAACGCCCAGCCGCUUCCCCAGCAGUUCCCAUUUGGUAUCGGUACCUUGCCCAACGGCAUGCCUGCGUACCCUCCUGGCUUCGCGUUCCCCGCCUCCAAGGGCAACUAAAUCUCUUUUGGUUCUCUCACGUCCUUAAACCCUUGUAUAUAGGACGGAUACCAGGAUUGAUCUGUAUUUUGGCGUCUUUGGGCCUCUCGACUUCUUCGGAUUGGCCUGCCAUGACUCACGGCACGAUUCACGGCUGUGCAUUCACGCGGCGUUCACUUGGCGGAAAUGGUAAACGGACUGGAAAGGGGAAAUACCCGCAUCAAAAGCAUUGAACUUGCAUUGGAGAAAUGGGAUGCGAGCUCACUUUGGGCAUCCACAGAAACGAUAUAUCACCGGACUUUGGGUCAUGAGGGUUGGUAACCAGACUCUGGGUCUUAGUAGACUACUGCCUCACUCAUGACCUGGCUGUAAUGUAACUUGGCCUUGAUAGAAAGGACUCACCUGGUCUAUAACAAUUUCGUAUGAUGAUG